Molecule: messenger RNA, 573 nt
Organism: Mycotypha africana
Lineage: Eukaryota; Fungi; Mucoromycota; Mucoromycetes; Mucorales; Mycotyphaceae
Product: RER1 protein
Exons: 5
Coding region: 1-573 (190 amino acids)
Biological process (GO): retrograde vesicle-mediated transport, Golgi to endoplasmic reticulum; protein retention in ER lumen
Cellular component (GO): Golgi membrane
Source: RefSeq, a predicted model, not a curated record
AUGAAUGACCUUUUAAGUGAACCAAGCGAAGGAGCAACUUCUAGUUUAUUAGCACAAAAGUCAAACCUAGAAAGACGCUUCCAAGUAGUAUUAGACCAAGUAACACCUUAUACACCUCAACGAUGGACUGGAACUGUGAUAGUACUAGUAUUAUUUAUGGCUCGUGUCAUUUUGGCAGAAGGAUGGUAUAUCAUUGCCGGCAUUUACAUGUUGAAUUUAUUUUUGGCAUUCUUGACACCCAAGUUUGAUCCCUCUAUUGAGUUGGAUGCUCAAGCGAGCGAAAUGGAAGAAGGACCCACUCUUCCUACGAAGAACGACGAAGAAUUCAAACCUUUUAUCCGUAGACUUCCUGAAUUCAAGUUUUGGUACUCUGUUACUAAGGCUGCAGUUAUCUCGCUGGUUUGUUCUUUUAUUCCAUUCUUUGAUAUUCCUGUCUACUGGCCCAUCCUAUUGAUGUAUUUCAUCAUUUUAUUCGGUUUAACCAUGCGAAGACAGAUCAGCCAUAUGGUAAAAUACAGGUAUAUUCCGUUCGAUUGGGGAAAGAAGCAUUAUAAUAACACAAGAAGAGUUUAG